AAUUUGCCAUUCUAUUCAUAUGAAUUCUGGCUGGUGGCUGCCGAAGCAUACACCCAAAACCACCGCUAAAGCUCAAAGAGAACCCCGAUAACAGCGGGAAAUGGCUACGCUCCUCAAGUUUUGCAGACCUUUCUGCCCCAUCCGCUUCACUAACUCGAUGCGGCCGAUUCGACUCACCACUCACCUCUCCCAUAAUACCCUCUUCUUCAAUCCGAAGCCCAGGAGGAGCAGCCUUAUCCGUUCUUUGAGCUCGUCUCAGCCGUCGGAGCUGUGCUUGUACAACACAAUGACCAAAAAUAAGCAAGUGUUCGAGCCCAAAUUGGAGGGCCGGGUCGGCAUGUAUGUCUGUGGAGUCACCGCCUAUGAUCUCAGCCAUAUCGGCCACGCUCGCGUCUAUGUCACUUUUGAUAUUCUCUACAGAUAUCUUAGGCAUUUGGGAUAUGAAGUCCUUUAUGUUCGGAAUUUCACUGACGUGGACGACAAGAUAAUUGCUCGGGCAAAUGAAUUGGGGGAGGAUCCAAUCAGUUUGAGCAGACGCUACUGUGAAGAGUUUUGUCAAGAUAUGUUGCAUCUUCAUUGCCUGCCACCUUCUUUUGAACCACGAGUAUCAGAUCACAUGCUCCAAAUCAUUGAUAUGAUCAAGCAGAUUCUUGAUAAUGGAUAUGCCUAUAGAAUUGAUGGGGAUGUGUACUUCAACGUAUACAAGUUUCCAGAAUAUGGACGAUUAUCUGGGCGAAAACUAGAGGAUAAUCGAGCUGGUGAACGAGUUGCUGUGGACUCGAGAAAGAAAAAUCCAGCUGAUUUUGCUUUAUGGAAGGCUGCAAAGGAAGGAGAGCCAUCUUGGGAGAGCCCAUGGGGUCUUGGAAGACCUGGGUGGCAUAUUGAGUGUAGUGCCAUGAGUGCUGCUUAUCUGGGUUACUCUUUUGACAUUCAUGGUGGAGGAAUGGACCUUGUGUUUCCCCACCAUGAGAAUGAAAUUGCUCAGAGCUGUGCUGCAUGUAAAGAAAGCAAUAUAAGGUACUGGAUCCACAAUGGCUUUGUCACUGUUGACUCGGAGAAAAUGUCCAAAUCUCUUGGGAACUUCUUUACAAUACGGCAGGUUAUAGACCUUUACCAUCCACUGGCUUUGAGACUUUUCUUGAUGGGGACCCACUACCGAUCUCCAAUCAACUACUCUGACGUACAGCUUGAGAGUGCUUCAGAUCGUAUUUUCUACAUUUAUCAGACAUUGCAUGAUUGUGUAAAUGUUCUAAGCCAGAAUGAUGUAGCUGUUCAAGUGGAUCUUAUCCCGCCUGAUACUGCAAAUUGCAUCAAUAACUUCCAAAACAUUUUUGUGGAUUCAAUGUCAGAUGACCUUCACACUCCUGUUGUUCUGGCUGCAAUAUCUGAACCACUGAAGACUAUCAAUGAUCUUCUGCAUACACGCAAGGGGAAGAAGCAAGAGUUUCGAAUAGAAUCACUUGGAGCUUUGGAAAAGACAAUCAAGAAUGUUCUGACUGUUUUAGGACUAGUGCCCACAAGUUACUCAGAGGUUUUGCAGCAGCUUAGGGAAAAAGCUUUGAAGCGUGCUAAGUUAACAGAAGACCAAGUUUUGGAAAAAAUAGAAGAACGGACGGCAGCAAGAAGGAACAAGGAGUAUGAAAAAUCAGAUGUAAUUAGGAAAGAUUUAGCUGCCGUUGGGAUUGCUCUUAUGGACGGUGCUGAUGGGACUACUUGGAGGCCAGCGGUUCCACUUGCCCUCCAAGAGGAGAAAGUGACGGCAACUUGAAUGGCUUUUUAACUUGUCAUUGUGAUUUUGUACCUUAAGAUUUGGAGGAAUGCAUUAUUUCCCUGGCAUUUAAGGACGGUGUUUUGGAAUUUUGGGUUGUGGAAUGCAUUAGGAAGGUUAGCACGUGCUCUAUUAUGAGGAGAUGUCACACUCUGAUAAAGAAAACAAAACAAAACAAUUAGAACAAAACUGAGUGAGCUCCGUAGCGAAUUUUGACGCUCAUGUAAUGAUUGAUUCAUUUUGUUCUGUACUUGUCUAAUCUUGUUCCCAAUGAAAGCAAUCAACUGUAGCCCUAUUAGCAUUUGA
This is a messenger RNA of Juglans regia (Persian walnut), 2074 nucleotides long. RefSeq names its product cysteine--tRNA ligase, chloroplastic/mitochondrial. Gene Ontology annotation, cellular component: cytoplasm. Gene Ontology annotation, biological process: cysteinyl-tRNA aminoacylation. The record is from RefSeq and is a predicted model, not a curated record. Lineage: Eukaryota; Viridiplantae; Streptophyta; Magnoliopsida; Fagales; Juglandaceae. Gene Ontology annotation, molecular function: cysteine-tRNA ligase activity; ATP binding. The coding region runs from base 101 to 1768 and encodes 555 amino acids. The transcript has 9 exons.